AUGGCCCAAGAAAACAAAAAUGAUAAUCCGGAUCGACCAACGCCCACAACCCGACCCGUCGGAGGCACCGAAUACGGCUGGUGCAAAGCUGUCCCCGGCGGCACCGGCUCCACCGUCCUCAGCCUCCUUCUCUCUAAACCUCCUCAAAUCCCUCACCUCCAAAACGCCCUCCACAAACUCCAAAUUUCCCACCCUAUCCUCCGUUCAAAGAUCCACCUCGACACAACCACCAACACAUUCCACUUCGUAACUCCCCCAACUCCCCGCGUCCAAAUCGAACCCUUCGAUCUCCAAUCCACCUCCCAAAUCCUCAAUUCACAAACCAACGGCCACGAUCUCACCGACCUCGACCCAUUCCACGCGCUACUCGAACACGAGAUGAACCGCGACACGUGGCGAGAUAAUCAAUCCCGAGACGCCGACGUCAUGUACGCCAGCACGUACGCGAUUAGCGACAAACGGUUCGCGUUGUUCCUUCGGCUUCACACGUCGGCUUGCGACAGGGCUGCGGCGGUGGCGCUGCUUAAGGAACUGUUGAGGCUUGUCGCUGCUGGAGGUGACGGUGGAGAUGUGGAGGCUGAUAAGGUGAAUCUUGCGAUUGAGGAUCUGAUUCCGGAAGGGAAGAUGAAUAAACCGUUUUGGGCGCGUGGAUUGGACGUGCUUGGUUACUCGCUUAAUGCGUUUAGGUUUUCGAAUUUGAGUUUCGUGAAUGCUGAUUCGCCUCGAAGCUCUAGAAUGGUGAGGCUUCAACUGAGUGCAGAUGAAACCAAGAAUCUGCUUGAUGGAUGCAAAUCAAGAGGAAUUAAACUUUGCACGGCACUUGCUGCAGCUGGAAUGAUUGCUGCAUGGAAAUCCAAGCGCCUUUCUGAUUACGAAUCAGAAAAAUAUGCUGUAGUAACACUCAUUGACUGUCGCCCACUUCUUGAUCCAGUACUUUCCAGCAGCCAUUGUGGAUUUUACCAUUCUGCCAUUUUAAAUACCCAUGAUGUGUGUGGAGAAACCUUAUGGGAGUUGGCAAAGAGAAGUUACACAUCCUUUGAAAAUGCUGUGAACAACAAUAAGCAUUUCACAGAUAUGUCUGACCUCAACUUCCUCAUGUGCAAGGCCAUUGAUAACCCUGGUAUGACACCAUCGUCAUCCCUUAGAACUGCACUGGUCUCUGUAUUUGAUGACCUUGUCAUUGACGAUUCGAAUGAAAUGCACGAAGAGCUUGGAUUGGUAGACUAUUUGGGUUGUGCUUCCGCACACGGCGUUGGCCCGUCCUUAGCCAUAUUUGAUGCUAUAAGGAAUGGAAAGUUGGAUUGUGCUUGUAUAUAUCCUUCACCCCUUCAUUCAAGAGAGCAGAUUCAAGGAUUAGUUGAUCAUAUGAAGAGAAUACUUGUGGAUGGUUGUAACAGGGGAAAACAAUAA
This is a messenger RNA of Vicia faba (fava bean), 1410 nucleotides long. NCBI's taxonomy places the organism in Eukaryota, Viridiplantae, Streptophyta, Magnoliopsida, Fabales, Fabaceae. The record is from the annotation of a GenBank genome assembly.